This is a messenger RNA of Gossypium arboreum, 561 nucleotides long. RefSeq names its product dirigent protein 4-like. The record is from RefSeq and is a predicted model, not a curated record. NCBI's taxonomy places the organism in Eukaryota, Viridiplantae, Streptophyta, Magnoliopsida, Malvales, Malvaceae. The coding region runs from base 1 to 561 and encodes 186 amino acids. The transcript has a single exon.
AUGAGAAGAACAUUGAUAUUGACUUGGAUUCUAAUCCUCUAUCUCUUCAGCAUAUCAGUGCAGAGCAAGUAUCAUUCACGAAGCUUGCCAUAUGAUUCCGAGGAGGCCAAAGUCACCAGUCUCCAUUUCUUUUUGCACGAGACUGUAAGCAGCAGCAACCCUACGGUGGCCAUGAUAGCUCAGGCUAACAUCACAAACAACGAUAACAAUUCAUCAGUGCCAUUUAGCACCGUUUUAGCCCUUGAUGAUAUGUUAAAGAUUGGUCCUGAGAGUAACUCAGAGGUCAUCGGAAAUGCUCAGGGGCUUGGAGUCCUCAUAGCGGAAACAAGUACAACAAAUCUACUGUGGUACUGGGAUUUUGGAUUCAUCACGGGUAAAUUCAACGGCAGCUCUAUCAGCAUGUUUUCAAGGAAUCCGACAACGGCGAUUGUACGUGAGCUUUCGGUAGUUGGAGGAAGAGGAAAUUUUAGGAUGGCGAAAGGGUAUGCACAACUUCAGGAUUACAUUCAAAAUGACACCAAUAUCAUUUCUGAGCUUUAUGUGACUGUUAUUCACUAUUAG